Molecule: messenger RNA, 5960 nt
Organism: Cygnus atratus (black swan)
Lineage: Eukaryota; Metazoa; Chordata; Aves; Anseriformes; Anatidae
Gene: NCLN
Product: nicalin
Exons: 16
Coding region: 94-1782 (562 amino acids)
Biological process (GO): regulation of signal transduction
Cellular component (GO): endoplasmic reticulum membrane
Source: RefSeq, a predicted model, not a curated record
GUCACGCCGCUCCGUGCGUGUGGCGUCACGCCGCUCCGUGCCGGGCCGUGCGUGCCGGGGCCGCAGCGGCGGGUCGGCGCCGGGGCCGGGGCCAUGCUGGAGGAGGCGGGCGAGGUGCUGGAGUCGGUGCUGAAGGCCUCGUGCCUUCCGCUCAGCUUCCUGCUCUUCGUGCCCGCCGUGCUCCUGCUCCUGGGUCCGCCGCCCGCCGCCGAGGCCGCCCACGAGUUCACGGUGUACCGCAUGCAGCAGUACGAGCUGGGCGGGCAGCCCUACGGCACCAGGAGCGCAGUGCUUAACACAGAGGCCCGCACAGUAGAAGCGGAUGUCCUCAGCCGCCGCUGUGUCAUGAUGCGGCUGGUGGAUUUCUCGUAUGAGCAGUACCAGAAGGCUCUUCGCCAGUCAGCUGGUGCUGUGGUGAUCAUCUUGCCGCGGUCUAUUUCUUCUGUCCCACAGGAUGUUGUAAGGCAAUUCAUGGAGAUAGAGCCAGAAAUGCUUGCUAUGGAAACCAUUGUGCCAGUCUACUUUGCAGUGGAAGAUGAAGAGCUGCUGUCUAUCUAUGAACAAACACGGGCUGCUUCUGCAUCACAGGGAUCUGCCUCAGCCGCAGAAGUUCUGCUGCACACUGCAACUGCCAAUGGCUUCCAGAUGGUGACCAGUGGGGCUCAGAGCAAAGCCAUCAAUGACUGGCUUAUACCCAGUGUAGAGGGAAGGCUGACAGGGCUGGGUGGAGAAGAUCUACCCACUGUUGUGAUAGUCGCGCACUAUGAUUCCUUUGGAGUGGCCCCAUGGCUGUCACACGGUGCUGACUCCAAUGGCAGUGGUAUUUCAGUGCUGCUGGAACUAGCCAGGCUGUUUUCACGGCUCUACACUUAUAGACGAACUCAUGCUGGGUAUAACUUACUGUUCUUUGCAUCUGGAGGUGGCAAGUUUAAUUAUCAAGGAACCAAGCGAUGGCUGGAAGACAAUUUGGACCACACUGAUUCCAGCCUGUUGCAGGACAAUGUAGCAUUUGUUCUCUGCCUUGACACUCUAGGCCGAGGCAAUAGCCUUCAUCUUCAUGUCUCAAAGCCUCCCAAGGAAGGGACCUUACAGCAUGCAUUUCUGAGAGAACUGGAGCUGGUUGUUGCCAGCCAGUUCCCAGAGGUGAAGUUUUCCAUGGUGCACAAGAAGAUAAACUUGGCCGAGGACAUGCUGGCAUGGGAACACGAGCGUUUUGCGAUCCGACGCUUGCCAGCAUUCACCAUCUCCCAUUUGGAGAGCCACCGGGACAGUCUGCGCAACAGCAUCAUGGAUAGGAGGGCACGAGUAGACACUAAGGCACUAACCAGGAAUACUAGGAUCAUUGCUGAGGCUUUGACAAGGGUCAUUUACAACUUGACAGACAAGGGAGCACCUGCAGAUCUGCAGAUCUUCACAGAUCAGAUGCAGAUCCAGCAGGAGCAACUUGAAUCAGUGAUGGACUGGCUGAGCAGUCAGCCCAGGGCUGCUCAGCUGAUUGAUAAAGACAGCACCUUUCUCAGCACCUUAGAAUAUUAUAUGGGUCGCUACCUGAAAGAUGUCAAACAGCAUCAUGUAAAAGCAGACAAACGGGACCCUGAGUUUGUUUUCUAUGACCAGCUGAAACAGGUGAUGAAUGCAUACAGGGUCAAGCCAGCGAUCUUUGACCUCCUCCUGGCUGUUUGUAUUGCAGCCUACCUUGGUGUUGCCUACGUUGCAGUGCAGCAUUUUGGUCUCCUUUACAAGAUGAUACAGAGAUUAUCCCUUAAAACCAAGCAGCAGUGAAGCAACAAGUCAUGAUCCUUACAGCAGCAUUGAGCCAUCGGGAGAAGCUCAGAGACUUCAGAAGUUUGUUCAGGUUGUUUAAACACUGAACAGCUGAUGCUGAGCAGCUUUUAUGAGGGUAGAACAAAGUCCAGCACCUUCAUGGACAUAUGUGACGUACAGCCAGCUUGGAAGCUGAAACUACAGAGCAGAUGUAUUACCUCUGCCCAGCAAACAAGGACUCAGAGCACUUGCUUAAAAGAAAAGAAAAUGUGCAUAUGCAAAUUAAAGAGAAUACUAUUAGUAUGUUUUCUUAUGGCACCUCUUCAUUAAGUUCGCUGCCUGGCUUUAGGAAGGUGUGCUGAGCAAGCAGUAUCUCCAGCAAGCAUCUUUUUGCAUUUUGUUUAGACAGUGCAAUAACUCAUUCCCUUUUCAGAGGUGCACUGUAAACAGUUUUGACUGUUAUAGAGGGAAUGAGGAAAGAGUGUUAAAACGGGUUCCUGCAGUAGGGUUCUUACCAGGACAUAUUGUCCUGCCUCUAUUGGAGGAUGCAUUUUGCUGUGUACUUGAUUUCUCUUAAAGUUUGCCCUUGAACAGUUUGCUGCUGCCACCACUUUGUGCUAAACUCUUGCAUGGUUUUUAAGAGGUGUUCUACAGUCCCAAAUGCUGCAGGACAACGUUUUGUGGUGUUCCAUGUAUUUAGUCAAGCUGGUUUUAUUAAUUGCAAGAGCAGCACAGUUCAAUCUGAGCUCUGGUCAAUCAUUGUUCCUCAGUUUACGCUUCCAGAUGGUUCUGGGUUUUGGGCUGUUUUGCUGUGUCCACCUGCAUCUCAGGGUCUCAUUUCACAUUUUUCAGCUCUGUUAUUUCUGAAAACACUGUUCCUGGCCUGCAUGUAUACACAAAUUUCCAAAGUGCUUGUUGCUGUCUCCUUUCAUACUCUGCCCCUAGUAUGUAAGAAGGGAGGCAGGUCACUUGGCUGUUAGAAAACAAAACAAACAAACAACACACACACAUGCAAGUUUUAUGAAUGUCAUUUUAAAAGUGGCUGUUUUGAGGACUGUAACCAUGAGAUCCUAUCUUGGAACUCACUCUUUUAUGUUUAUCCUCGGGCAAGCCUUGUUUAUAGCUAUCUCUCGCCAUCCAGAAGCGUUAGCAGUCUAGUUGCGAGUGCUGUGUGAAGCUGUUGAGGGCCAGGUAACCAGUUGCUCCAGCAUUGCCGUCAUCUUAAGUUUAAGCUUUUCUUGCAUUCCGGUGACUGAGAUAAGCAGGAUGGUACUUCUCACCAGUUUUUGGUGAGAGGUGGAUAUGCUUUCUGGGCAGUGCUGUACUUCGUUUACCCCCAAGUUCUUCUGGAAUGUAUCAAGAUUUUUGACUACAAGUCCUAGGCUAGCUGUAGUUCUAGAGGGUGGACUGAAUGAAUACCACUGUCCUGCCACUCAACAAAGUCUCUUUGAGACCUUUCUUUAGUUUGCUUUCUGCGUAUGAGAAAGCUAUGACAAGCUAUGUCGACUACUUAUCUUUUUUUUUUAUUUCUUUUAAACAACUGCUUUUAUUUAAAGUAGCAUUUCUUACAGAGGCUGAAAAGCUCUUGUGGAUUUGAAUGAUGGUAUCCCUUUUCUUUUGUACACAAGGAAAAUUAAAGCUGUGCAUCCUUGUAUGCACUACAGCUGCUGUGUGCAUGCUCCUUAAAGGGUUUUUUUUUUUUUUAGACCACUAUCCAUGUCCCAUUGUCUGUAGGGAGGGAUGACAAAAGCAUGGGUUUCCAUCCAUCUUUGUUUCUUUUGUUGUAGUCUCUUUGGCGUACCUUUGCCCCAUUGAGCAUGCUUUCUGCUGAUGUGUAGCAACUUGUACUUUAAAGGGUCUUUUCUUCUCAAGGAGAGCAUGCUAUUGUCUCUGGCUCCCUGUAAUAUCAGCAGGUGGCAUGGUAUCAAGCACUCCUGAAAUAUCAGCCCUACAGGAAAACUUGCCUUUUUUCUAGUGUGGGUUUUUUGUGCUUGUUGAAAUAUGUCUCUCUGCAUGCAUGAAGUAUUUGUGACGCUCCUCUGCCAAAUGAAUUUAUAAUGACUUCAGAAAGUGGUUGCUUGUUCUUGGGUGGCUAGAAGAUGAGCUUUGGUUGUGUUCCACUGAUUCUUAUGCUCUGCACUUAGAGACUGCACAUACUGUGCUCUGGGAAGGUGUAGAUCUGGACUGUGUGGGUAUAGAACAUGCGCGGUACAGUGGCUAUCUGGAGAACUUCUCUGUAGGUUCUGAAUAGCUGGAAGCGGUACCAGAGGCCUCCAGCUGUACUGUAUGUUUCUAGCGUGUUACUCUUGGACAGGGUGUGUCCCCUCCAGUCCAGCAUAUUACUUAACCAAGCUUAAUGAAACUCUAUUACUUCAAUGGAAACAAAUAAGAAAGCCAAAAUUAUUAGCAAUCCUGCUUCAGCUUGACUUGAUGCACUUUAAAAUUUACAAGUAGUGGCAAGAGAGGCAGAACAGGCCUAGAGCAUUCUUCCUUGCAGUGGAGACUAUCAACCUUCAGUUUUCCAGCUAUGUCCUUGGCAGGGCUGUAGCAUUAAAGCAAACACUUUAUCUCCUUGUGGCUUCAACAGUAAAAUAUCGCUCCUGAUGCAGUGCCAGAAGCCAGUGGCAACUGUGUAAAAGAAAGGUCGACAGAGGUAAAUGGAGAAAGUUCAUAAACUCUGGGGGCAGCUGGGAUAGUGCAUUGUUCUCUCAUGCACGAGGGUAAUUUAUGCCGUAAUCUGAUUAGAUGUGUUUCAUUAUAGUUACCUGACUGCCAUAGAAAGUAUUUCCUACUACAGAUAAGGGUUUAUGCUUCUGAUCAAAGUGUGCGUAUGCUGAAACAUUAUAUACUCAAAUCUGAGAUAGUCAAAUUCCAACUUUAUCGUAGCUGGAACAGAGUGCCCAUCCUGGGAGUGAACUUAGUUCCAACGUUGCUAUGUUUCCUUUGGGAAGUUGACAGAGAAGCAUGUAAAUAGCCCCUACUAUUCUGCUAGGUUUUAAAAGAACAGGAAAAAUGGUGCUGAUGCAUACUGCAGCACAUCCGAUUCCUCCUGUUACCACCGUGACACACAGAGGCAGAAAUGCAGCAGCUGUUCUGGUAAAAUAAAGUUCUCCACAUUACAUAAGAGCUCUGUGUAGCAGAUCCUCGCACCCCUAUUUUUACCUAUCCUUUUAUCAUGAGUUUCCCAGGCCUGGAAGGAAGAAGCAUGAAAGCACAUGCCCGCAUAUACACGACUAGCUAGCAGUUACCUUUCUAGCCGUAAAACAAUGUUCUUCACUAUCUGUCUGACUUCACCUGUUGUCCUGGUGCUGUCAAAGUCUGUGGUUUGCAGAAAUUUGCGUUUCCAACAGGAUUUAAGCACUGAAGCUGUUUCAUUCUUUCUGUCCACUUCUCUCCCCGCCACCUGAGGCACUAGGGAUUACAUGUGAGUAGUUUGGACUCUUGUAAUUUAUCUCCCAAAUCAGAGAGGUUCCCUGCUAUAAGUACUACUAUGGAAUACGAAUUCCAUCCUUGUACUCACAGAGUGCUAAGAGGAAGGACCUUGAAGUCAAAAUGGAUAUAGGUACCCCACUACCUGUGGCUGGAAGAGUAACUACAAUCUAUUUUAAACCUUUAAAACCACAAAUACCCCCAAAUUAUUGUGGGCAUUGGGUUUGGGUCAUUUUGUUGUUGUUGUUGUUUUGUUUUGUUUCUGUUUUUUAAAUCACACUUGCUCAUGUUCAUAACACAAACCAAAACAGAGCUUCUCCAACACCUCAUGGCCAAGCUUUUAUGCGCAUUUAAAAGCCGUGUGGUUUGACUUACUGAUCUGAAAUAAUGGGGGUGCUACCAUGUGUCCCAGUAAAUUGGGCCUCUGGGUGUUGAAGUGUGGACUCUUACUAGCUCCCUUUGAUUUGCUUAGUUUUCACUUGUAGUUAUUGGAUAGCAACUUCAAAAGUUGUAAUCUGAAGUUUGCAGCUCAGGAAAAAGUGUUGAUUUAUCUAGUAAUGUUAACUCAUUUAUCUCUUGUGUGUCCUCAAGAACAAAUGUAUAUUGAGGUGAAUAUUUAAAAAAACUAUUAGCAAAGUCAAUGCAGUUUAUUAACAUUCUUUCUGAUUAUAAAUGUAAUGGUAUUUAAGUAUUUUAGCAUUUUUCAUUUCCUUGUUUGUCCCUUUUUCAUUUGGAAAAAUAAACCAAGUGCAAGUAGGUUUGAUGAA